UUUAGAUCAAACUUAAAAACAGUCUCUUUAAUGUGUUGAUGUAUACAGCACUGCUUCUCUUAAAAUGAAUUGUUUCAAUUUGAGUUUUUUUUUAUUGCUAAAAUCUGCUAAAAAUGGGAGUUCCCACUUGACUAGUUAACCUUCUUGUAAUCUGAUUUAAUUUUGUUUCUGCAAAUCCACAAACCAUAAGAAUUUGCCAGAACCUAACUUCAAAUAUUCUGAACCAUACCUUCAGUGCUUCUCAGUGUGUCUCAGAUUCAUUCUCCUCAGGCAGGGAAGCCUCUUUACCACCAAUAAUUCUUGGGUUUUCAAAGUGCUCAUACUUUUUGUAAUUUCUAAUUUCUACUGUAGGUUUCAGAUUUUUGUGCUGGCAUGUGCCAUCAAAGGACAAACAAGGAGUACGACUAGGCUAACCUGUCCAAUCACAAAAUCCUCAGUGACAGUCAUUUUCAAGAGUGUUCUAGAGAGAGCAAGAGAAGGAGCUCUUUAUUGAAUCCAGUAGAGAUGAAGCCACUCGCAGAGAAAAGUGUGGACUGACGUGGCUUGCACUUGUUCUCACAGUUACAGUGGGACUGACGUGAAACUGCUUCUUCAAGACACUCUCCCUCACACUUAUAAACACACAUUUUGCCCAUACAACACACAACAUCUGAAUAUGCACACACAAACAGACAUACAGUUCAAGCACCUUUCACAGUCCUACAAGCCUACUCCAGUCAUCAACAAACCCUCUUUUAAUCUGUCAAACAAGAAGCAGUGCCACCACAUGAUGGUGUUCCACUGUUGUUUUAACAAAAUUAUAUUCAAGAUAAUACAAAAAGAACAAUGUGAUGAACUUGACAGUUACCACAUCCUAUAUAGUUCCAUCCUAUUACCUUUUUUGUUUCUUGUCCCAAGUCUGCCUGUUGAUAAAAUAAAAUCAGAUGAUUUAAAACGGAGAAGAAAAAAAAGCAUUUGGAUUUUAUUUUGAUGAGUCACAAUGUUAUUGGUGUUCAAUGAAAUGUGGACGAUGAAACUGGUUUUGACAGCACCAUCUGAUCACCCAUCUGCCAUCUGUUAAAUGUCCUGGAGUGGACUAGAUUAGCAACAAGCAUAUAUAUAUAUAUAUAUAUAUAUAUAUAUAUAUAUAUAUAUAUAUAUAUAUAUAUAUAUAUAUACACAGUAUAUGUAUAUACUUUUCUUUCUGAUGGCUCGGAAUGUGUAAAAAAGAUUUAAAUGCAUUGAGAAACCUGGAGAAAUCUCUUUUUUGAGUGUAUUUUGUGUACUACAGUGUAAAUACUAAAAAAUAAUUAAAGACGUUAUAUGGAUCACGGUGAGGAAUGGGUGCCAAAAUUGUUGGAGUUUAUGCUUCUCCACCUUUGUUUGUACUUCAUUCAACUUUCAGAUAUAAUUCUUGAUCAAGAGGAAGAAAAGAACAUCCUUUCUGUUUCUCACUUAGGCUUUUUAUAUCAGUUUGGCUGAUGUCUCAGGACAGACUAAAAAAAUAAACCAAUACUCAUAUGUCUGCUGUUUUGGGGUUGUGGUGCAUGUGACGUUUGAAGAUUAUUUCUCCUUUUCAUGUGUUGCAACUGACAGCACUGCAGCUCUUUGUCACUAUCCUGUAACCCAGCUAUUUACUUGUGACCUACAUUGUGUACAAUGCAUAACUCUUCCCCAGACAUUACCAAUACGAGUAGGAUCAUUUUAGCCGCCAUUCCAGGGAGGAGCUCACAAGAGACAACUUGUGUAAACAGGGUGGUUGCAUUUGUUUCAUUUCACCUGUAUUAAAAUGGAGAGAUGAUAAAACUCACAAGCCUUGACUUUACUUACAAUUAAGCAAGUUUUUGACAUGUUUCAAACACAUAUAGUGUGAUUACAGAUUUUUUAUGACCUGUUUUGAACAAUCCCACAAAAUUAGAUCAUGCAAAUACAGUUGUUGUAUUUCUUGCUUACAUAGAAAAAUGCUAUGAAAAUUGUUUUCAUAUCUUUAAAACUGACCUUGUGUUUUACUGUAUGACAUUCUUACCUUUUUUUUUACUCUUUGCAGUUCACUAAUAUAUUGCAUAGUGACUCACUUGAAGCUGAGUAAUCCCAUGUUGUCGAGGAUCAAAAUAAUUGCAAAUUUGAAGCUUAAACCAAAUAUAAUGCAAUUGGAGAGAUUUUUUUUAUUUUUUUUAACCGAAAGUACAGCUACAAGCCCCUUUGUUUGUCAUACUAUUUAAGUUCUAUACAGCUGCUUUCUAGAGUUUACUACUAUGUAGCGUAAACAUAAAUCACAAGCAGUUUUAAGUGUUUUGGUUAAUCUUCUUGUUUUUUUAUCAGCGAGGGUGUGAAAGGGCACAAAUCCUGGAACAUCCAUUGUGAACUAUCACUUAAUUGUAAUUUUGUUCAUACAUUUUUUUGCCAUUUCCUUUGGUAAAUGGGCUAAACUUAUAUAGCGCCUUUCCUGUCAUACCGACCAUUCGAAGUGCUUUACAUUAGAAACACAUUCACCCAAUUGCACUCACAAUUGCACACACAUUUAUACACCAUUAUGCAGAUCGGUGGACAUGUGGCAGGUGGAAUCUGGAAUCAAACCAACAACUUUAGGAUUGCAAGAUGUCUACCCUUCCCAAUGAGCCACCAUCGCCUCAUGCAUCUACCACUUCACAUUGAAGGAGGCAGCUCCGUUUCUAAAUGCAUUAGAAUAUGCAAAUUGUCUUGACUUGACUUGAUCAUCUUUCCAGAAGAAGCACAUCCUGUGUACAUAUGCACGUAUGAGGGUUAUACUGUGGAUGUCCACAAAUAUUUAGUAUGCUUGAAAUUUUUCACUAUACAGAAACAUAGACCAAGCAGACAAUGAAUGUGGCAUUUCUAAAUAUGACUUUAUUAUCUUUACUGCCAACUAAAAAUGUUCUAUUUUAAUGGCCUAUCUGCUGUUUACUGGUGUAGUCAGUAUAUAUAUAACAGAUGGAAACUGUGUGUAAACUUUGAGACCUGGGAUUUUGUCAUUAUUUGUUUUUCUUAAACUGGUUUGUCAGUAAAGCCAUAGCAAAACAAGCAGUUAACUGACCCACAGUACCUCUUCCAAGCUAUACUGACCUGUGUAGUAAUUGCAGGAAAAAGAUAAAAAUGCAUCUCGUGCUUUCUUUUCUCAUGCUGUCAUAUACUGAACAAACAUAACAGAUGGUAAGAAGACUUUCAAGUGUCCCAACACAAAAAAAGCUUAUAGAUGGCAAUCACAUUGUUGUUUUUCUGCUAGGAGCAAUAGUGAGGAUAAUACGUUUCCUUCAUGGGCUAUUUGUGAAUUAUUCAGAAGUUAACCCUGCUUGCAGAAUCCGGUUUCUUUUUUUUUGUCAACAGGCUUGGCUAUCAGAUGACCAAGGGACACUCACAGCUGACAGUACACCUGACGCACCCUCUGAGUCCCUCGUAACCUAUCUUUAUAAUGCUCCACAGAGGGCUGGCUGAAUAAAAACUGUUUUGUUGCUGAUUGUAGGCUUGCUCUAGUAUGUAAUCAGUAACACUGAUGACAGCCUCACAGUGACGAGUGACAUGUUUCAUGUAUGACAGAAAAACAUCAGCUUUCGCCAUGGAAUUUCUUCCUAUUGUGUUUCCAUUCUCAUGGCUAUCUGACAGCUCUGUUUUUCUAUUGCCAAGCAAGUGUCAUUUACCUUCCUUGCAGCCUACCUUUGUUUCUGUAGACCUAUUUUCAGAGAGUAAUAAUUUAGGCAUGUUUGCAUGCAGAGGAAAGAACCUUUGCUCUUUGUCAAAGCUAUGCAAACAGAUGUAUCCUGGUUAUUAAGCAUUUGCUAAAUGCCACCUAUCUUAACUCUCCACCUCUUAUUCAAACUAGGCUUUGCUCCUGCAGUUGUAAACACAGUAGGAAGUUACAGGAAUAUUAUCCUUAAUUAUGUAUUUAGCCAUUUUCUUAAACAAAUCGUACCCUAAGCCACUUUUUAUGUGAACACUUGAAAGGUUUGCUGCUGCAAUGCAAACAAAGAAAAUGUUUUAAUGAUCAGAGUUUAAGAUGGCACUUGAAUGGUUACAAGAAAACAACAGUGAGUCAGCAAACCAAAUAUUGGCCCACUGGUAUUUGUAUACUAUGUGGAUGGUUUCAGAAACUGCAUCUGACUGGGUACAGGUGGUGCAUGAAAGUGUUCCGCCUCUGCGGAGCAAGGGAUGCAAAUAGGUACUCUAGAGCUAUCAUUUUACUCUUGAUCCUUUGGGCAAAGAGGCGUAGUCAUUGGAUCAUAGCAGCUCUUUUACAAUGGAAACCAGACAGCUUCAGUCAGCUGAGGCAUUUAGACAAUAACUAUUCAAAAGAUCAAGUCAGCCAACCUUUGCCGACAUAUUCUUUUCAGCUAUGCCUAUUGCAGACCUUCUGGGAGUCCAGUUCGACAUGCAGCUGCUGUUGAAACUAAGUUUUUCUGCUGCUGCAGUGCUGCUGGUUUCUUGGGCAUACAGAUUCUACAGAUCCAAGGAUGUAAGAAAAAAUAAGCCCUGUGGCAAAGAAAACAGGGAGAUACAAAAUACUGCCAGCCAUGACUACAAGAGGACACAACAGCAUUGGUGUUUUCAAGACAAGGAUGAUGAGGCCAAGCAAGACUCAGCUACCGAUGACUUGAAGUCUGACAGCACCAAGGGAAUACUUGCUAAAUCUUUACACCGAGUUGAAAAAAGCGAAGAGGCAUUUAGUCCAUCAAAUAAUGAUCAAAAUGCAUGCACAGAGAAGGAGAUGCUUCAUCAGGAUCAGACAAAUGUUUCCCCCAGUAAUUUUUCAAUUGGAUGUGCUUUGAGGAUCCACGAUCCAACAGGCAAUGGGAUGGCAGCUAUUACUGGACGUCGCUCUCCUUGCUUAUUGAAGAAGCUGGAGGGUGGUGUGGGUGUGGGCAGAGAGUUAAGGCAGGACUUGGAGCAUCAGGGGGUCUACUCCAGCUUCCUCUCUAAGGCAGAGAUCAAAGUAGAAGAUGCCAAAGUAGUGCUGGAAGGAUCAGGAGACAAGAUUGUAAAUGGAAAAAUAUAUGAUUAUUAUGUUGAGUCGUCCUCCCACUCAAUUACAGAUUCAAAAACAUUGCAUGCUCAAUAUGAGAGGAACACUGUGUCAAAGAAGAACUUUGGAAAAGAGGACAUCAGCUUCAUUGAUUCUCCUUUAUCUGUAAGUCCUAUCAUUAUGCGUGAUCUGGUUUUUCCACAAAGCGCUGUUGUGGAGGACUCCUUGCAAGGAAGCCUGAGGCCCCCUAAAAGGCCUGCACUCCUACGCAAGGAGAGCUAUCUGUCUGCAGCAGACCAGUCUGAAGCUUCCAUCCCCUUUCAGGUUUCAAGACACUCAACCCCAGUGACUCACCCUGGGGUCUCAACAGGCAAUGAGACUGUCUAUCUUCAAAGCUCAACACAUAAAGAACACAACGUGAAGGAGACUGAUCUAGAGACUACAGCAGGUGUUUCAUUCAUGCAUCUUCCAGCUGAAAUUUUCCCUGGCACAGAUCUGGAAAUUUUGAAAGAUAAACUUGAUCUUGGUAACUGUUUAGAGAUACUUUAUUUAGCCAAGAAAAAUGGCAACAAAUCUGUUCAGCAAGCGGCCCUGGGGGUCAUGUCAGACAACUACCUGCAGGUUCUCCGGGACCCCAACCUCUAUGGACGUCUAAUGGCUGAUGAGCGGGAAGAAAUUCGGAAGCGCAGAAUGAGAGAGAGAAGGUUUGUCACAGUUGCAGAUAUGGAUUCUCAAGACUGGUUGAGAAACACAGCAGGGCAGAGAGCAAAAUCUGAACAGAGAAGCAUGUCUAGUUCAAUGUACUAUUAUGAUGACUACAAAGACGCCUGGUAUUCUCUCUGUCUGAUCCCACCGGAGGUCAUCUCUAAAGCCUGUGCUAUGUGCACAAUGGAUAACUACUUAUUUGUGGCAGUAGGUUGUGAAGGCAGUGACAGAGAAGUGACACCCUCCAAGAAAGUGUUUUGUUACAAUCCUUUGACAUCCAUUUGGAAAGAGAUCAGUCCUAUGAAUGAAGCCAGGCCCCGCUGCAAACUGGCAGCACUGGAUGGGUACAUCUAUGCCAUUGGAGGGGAGUGUCUCUCCUCUGUGGAGCGGUACGACCCCCGACAGGACAGUUGGACAUUUGUGGCGCCACUGCCUAAAGAUACAUUUGCUGUUGCACAUCACGUUACUGUGUGCAGUGGAGAACUCUUUGUUUCUGGGGGUACUCUUAGAUAUAUGCUUCUUCGCUACAAUCCCAAAACCAACACCUGGAGGCCGAGUCUAAUAGUAGGCAGCAAAGACAGAUCAAUAGAUAUGGUUGCUGUGGGAAGAUUUCUCUAUCGAUUUACUAUCAACCCACUGCUGGGAGUCAGUGUGUACCGCUACCAUACGGUGGCACGACUUUGGUAUGAGUGCAGCUCUAAGCGACUGCUGCACUGCCCAGCCUUCCAGUGUAUCGCAAUGGGUGGCACAGUUUACUGUCUCAGUCGACACUUCACCAUGAGAUUUGAGGCCGAUGAGAUCUUUCCUGCUUUUGCAGAUGAGGAGUUCAGUGUCCUCUCUAAAGCCAAGGGCUUACUCUUCCCCUUUGUCCUUUCACUACCUGAUAAGAAUCCUCGACAGACAAGUGUGUAAAAAGGAUUUAGUUUUUUGCUGAUAAGAUUUGAUAGUUACUGAGUACCUCUACAAGAGACCACACUUUACAUCAGGGUAAUAAUUCGUGGGAAUUUUAUGUUCUUGCAAUAAAUCCCAUUGCAAACCUGUAAGCCUUGCACUGUUAUUUAUUUGAAAUUGUAUUACUAUGCCUUCUUCAUAAAGCCAUGACACAGCUUCAUAAACAGCUUAAUUUUUUUGGGAUUAGGUAUUAAACAAAGAUGUGUGUUUAUGAUGUCCUAUCCUUGGCAGUUGAUAUAAAAGAUUAGACUUUUAAUGGUAGUCAAACUACUCUUAGCUUAGAUUUACACAAGCAUUACAGCCAUGUUAAUUGUUUGCUGCUUUGAUUUGCCACUCCUUCCUCCCAUUCUGGUAGUUUUAUGCCUUCCCAGCUGCUUAACCUCUUUACGAUAAAGGUAAUUCAUAAAAACACUCUAAGGUAAAUUAGUUAUUUAAAUUCAAACAGAGUUUGUGAAAUAAAACUGCUAAUUUACUUCUGUGCUCAACUGUGUAGGUCAUAAGUAUAACUUAUGCAGUGGUCUGGAUACAAUGCUGUUAUCUAAAGCUGCUCUUUAAAGAAACGACAGAAUGUAAAUGGAUAUGCCAUGUAAAAUAAAUGGUUAGCUUUCAAAACAUUUGUCACAUUUUAAUCUAUUUAACAUUUACAUUUUUGCAGGUAUUUCUUGUCACUUUAUUCUUUCAAGGAAAAAACAUGUGCUUUCAACUCAUUGAGUAGAAUAAUUUUCUU
Molecule: messenger RNA, 7334 nt
Organism: Girardinichthys multiradiatus
Lineage: Eukaryota; Metazoa; Chordata; Actinopteri; Cyprinodontiformes; Goodeidae
Product: immunoglobulin superfamily member 21-like
Exons: 2
Coding region: 4325-6568 (747 amino acids)
Biological process (GO): homophilic cell-cell adhesion; heterophilic cell-cell adhesion
Cellular component (GO): adherens junction
Molecular function (GO): protein binding
Source: RefSeq, a predicted model, not a curated record